This is a messenger RNA of Aspergillus nidulans FGSC A4, 1146 nucleotides long. Its product is annotated as TauD/TfdA dioxygenase family protein. The coding region runs from base 1 to 1146 and encodes 381 amino acids. Lineage: Eukaryota; Fungi; Ascomycota; Eurotiomycetes; Eurotiales; Aspergillaceae. The record is from RefSeq and is a predicted model, not a curated record. The transcript is spliced from 3 exons. Gene Ontology annotation, molecular function: oxidoreductase activity.
AUGGCCCCAGCCCCAAUCGACCCGAGCAUCAUUAAUGUUGCCGAGCCGCGAAAGGACACCCUCGGUCUUCCGGCCACGGCCCGCGAGAGACUCGAAAAGGGCACAGUUGACCUCUCGAAUGGAUAUCCCUAUCGCCCUUCUCGUCCUCUCUACUUAGACGAUGUUUACCGGAUCCGCGACUAUGACCGCCAACACAUUGAUCCCGGUACUCGUGCCGAUCCGGAGAAGAAAGCCCUUCUUUCCGCUGCGAAGGAAGUGGUCCACUUGACAAAGCACAUAGGGACCGAGAUCGUAGGGCUGCAGCUGAAAGACUUGACUGACCAGCAGAAAGAUGAGCUGGGCCUGCUGAUUGCCGAACGCAGCGUCGUGUUCUUCCGCGAUCAGGACAUCUCACCGCAGGAGCAGAAGAAACUCGGCGAGUGGUACGGCGAGAUUGAAGUUCAUCCUCAAGCCGCUCAAGUCCCCGGUGUUCCUGGUGUGACGGUCAUGUGGCCUGCUCUGCAGGCAACCGAAAUACCAGCCAGUUUUCGUCGUCCGGGAGGCGCCUCUCGAUGGCACACAGAUCUUGUCCAUGAGCGGCAGCCAGCCGGCGUGACACACCUUCAUAAUGAUACGGUUCCAUCCAUUGGGGGUGAUACCCUCUGGGCCAGCGGUUACGCUGCUUACGAGAAGCUCUCCCCUGCGUUCCGCAAGAUCAUCGAUGGGCGGACAGCCGUCUACCGCUCCGCUCAUCCGUACCUUGACCGUAAUGACCCUGAAGCUGGGCCUAAGUAUGUUGAGCGUGAACAUCCACUUGUGCGCGUCCAUCCAGCAACUGGUUGGAAGGCACUGUGGGUUAAUCGAGCCAUGACGGUUCGCAUCGUUGGGCUCGACAAGGCUGAAAGCGACCUAAUUCUGGGAUAUUUAUAUGAUGUGUUUGAGAAGAAUGUUGAUAUCCAGGUGAGGUUCAAGUGGACUCCUCGUAGUAGUGCACUAUGGGAUAAUCGCUGGGAUUAUGAAGGUUCUGAGCCACGGCAUGGCACGCGGGUUACUGCACUAGCUGAGAAGCCGUUUUUUGACCCCAAGGCUAAGAGCCGCAGAGAGGCGUUGGGUCUGCUGGGGAAGGAGGAGAUUGAGGAGCUGGAGCGAUUAAAGCUUGAGCAGUAG